Sphaerulina musiva SO2202 is the source of this 1580-nucleotide messenger RNA. RefSeq lists its product as uncharacterized. Bases 27 to 1580 code for a protein of 517 amino acids. The transcript has 2 exons. Gene Ontology annotation, biological process: spliceosomal complex disassembly. Gene Ontology annotation, cellular component: U2-type post-mRNA release spliceosomal complex. NCBI's taxonomy places the organism in Eukaryota, Fungi, Ascomycota, Dothideomycetes, Mycosphaerellales, Mycosphaerellaceae. The record is from RefSeq and is a predicted model, not a curated record.
CAAACACCAACCACAAUCCAACCAUCAUGAAGAAGUCCACGACAGCGCGGAGAGUGCCGCGCAGAAUUGGAGGAGACGACGAGGAUGACGACAAGUCGGAGUCCUCUGCGCAAAUCUCAGUGCGCGCAGAGAUCAAGCGACCGCUGUUCAAACCUCGAAAAUCGACCUCUUCUCGCAAAUCGCUAGGCCUUACUCCUCUGGAUCACGACGAGGAAGAGGAUUCGGCCGAAUCGGUCGUGACACCGAAGCGUGCGGGCCUGUCGCGCGUAGCUAUACAGCGCAAUGCCUCGAAGCGAUCUUCGUUACUGGCAUCUCAACUACCACGAAGGUCUCCUGGAGAGGAGGACGACGAUGACCGGCCAAAGUAUAGCGCUGAUGCGUUGCUCGAAUUGAGGGACAGCACACCCGCUACGCCCAAGGAGUUUGGUACGGUGGAAGAUGUCGCAGCAGGAACACAGGCGCUGGAUCUUUCUGCGAAAUUCGGAGCUUCCCUUGUACGAUAUGAUCACUUAUCUGGACAGUCAUCGGCAAUUCCUUCUGCGACUGAGAUUGCAGAAAAGAAAGCUCGACGAGCACGUUUAGCCAGGGAAGAAGCGGCUGAGUACAUCUCUCUGGAUCCUGAUGAUCCAAACCUCGACGACGAUGACGGAGAUCUCGACGAGAAUGUCAUGCGCAACGAGAGAGGCCAGCUUGUUCUCAAACCCAAAGAAGACAAGUAUGGUCUCUCGGAAAGCAGGCUCGUGCACGAGGACGAAGACAUUAUGGAGAAUUUUGACGAAUUCACCGAAGAUGGGAAGAUCUCUCUGGGGAAAAAAGCCGAAGCUGAAGCCGCACGGAAGAGAAAACAGGAUAUGGCAGCGCAAAUUGCCGAAGCUGAAGGCGCAUCAGAUGCAGAAGAUUCCGACGAUAGUGAACGUGCCCGAACCGAUGCCUUCGUGGCAAACCAAACUCGCCAUGGGAUAUACAAUAAUCCGCAUUCCACCACUACUCCUGCCGCAGCUCUCGACCUAACCGCCCACAGACCAAAAACCCCUCCCAUCAUCACCCCUCUGCCCACUGUCACCAUUGUCGCGCAACGAUUAGAAGCACAGCUCACCAGUAUGCAAGCUGCGCGCACACAGAAAUUGCAAGAGAUGCGAAGAUUGCAGCGCGAGAAAAUCGAUUUGGCAGAACAGGAAGUUCGAAUCCAGCAGGCGCUUAAAGAAACUGCGGAGAAAUUUUCUCAUCUGCGAAAGGAAAAAGGUAUAGGAGAGGUAGUCGAUCUGGACUUGGUUGUUCCGAAAAGUAGUGAGCAGCGAUAUCUUACUAUUGAGGAGGCGGCGGUGGCGGCGACGCCGCCGCCUGGUGAGGCGGUGGAGAGAGGCGGUGAAGCGCUGGAGAAGGAUAUGGAAAAUAUGGAAGAUGAGGAGGGGGAAGAGAAAGAGAGACAAGAAGAAGAGGAGGUGGACGUGGACGUGGAAGAAGAAGAGGAUGACCGCGCUGCUUUUGGCGGCCUGGGUCUUGGUGGUGCUGGGAGACCGAAUCUUGCAGGGUUUGGCUUGGGAUAUCCCAAUGUCAGAGAUGACGAAGAUGAGAGAUAG